This is a messenger RNA of Panthera uncia (snow leopard), 793 nucleotides long. RefSeq names its product dCTP pyrophosphatase 1 (gene DCTPP1). The transcript has 3 exons. Gene Ontology annotation, biological process: nucleoside triphosphate catabolic process. Bases 74 to 586 code for a protein of 170 amino acids. The record is from RefSeq and is a predicted model, not a curated record. NCBI's taxonomy places the organism in Eukaryota, Metazoa, Chordata, Mammalia, Carnivora, Felidae. Gene Ontology annotation, molecular function: nucleoside triphosphate diphosphatase activity.
GGGGUCCUAGAGGCAGGUUCUGAGCUUGGCGCGGUGUUUUCUAGCGCAUCCCGGCUGCUGUGUGGUGGGUGGCAUGUCUCGGCCAAAUGGGGUCGCGCGUGGGGACACGGGGGGAGAUGGCACUGCUGCUGCCGGCGCCUUCAGCUUCAGCCCGGAGCCCACGCUUGAGGACAUCCGCCGCCUCCAUGCUGAAUUUGCUGCUGAACGAGACUGGGGCCAGUUCCACCAGCCUCGGAACCUCCUACUGGCCUUGGUGGGGGAAGUGGGGGAGCUGGCAGAGCUCUUUCAGUGGAAACCUGAUGAGGAGCCUGGCCCCCAAGCCUGGCCCCCCAGGGAACGGGCAGCCCUUCAAGAGGAGCUUAGUGAUGUCCUCAUCUACCUGGUGGCAUUAGCAGCACGCUGCCAUGUGGAUCUGCCCCAAGCGGUGCUCUCCAAGAUGGACAUCAACCGGCAGCGCUACCCAGCACAUCUGUCCCGUGGCUCUGCCCUCAAGUAUACAGACUUACCCCAUGGGGCCACCUCUGAAGACCAAGCUGGGGGGCCUGCAGACCUUGCCUGUGAGUCCACAGGCCAGGCCUCAACCUAGAACCAUGCGCACAGGACCUGCAACUCGGCGUGGCAUCUGAGAAGCAGAGAGUGGCCUGGUCACGGAACUUUUUCUAGUCCUUUCCUAAUAGGUCAUGGGCCAAGGGGCCCUACUUCCUAAGGCCUGAGGCCUGAGAACCUCCAGAAGACAGCCUCCUGGAAUUUUCUCUCUCAAUAAAUGUUUUGGUUAGCAACUUCUAGAUUCUUU